AUGAAGGCGAAUUACAUUCCCGAGAAGAAAGCCGUGGUGGUAAAGCGAUUUUUUGGCGAGGGAGACUCAAAUCUGAAGCUAGUAGCAAAGGAGGCGAAGAUGUUGCAAAAUCUACGGCAUCCUAAGGUGGCAGAAUUUGUUGCUGUUUGUUCCAAACCGGUGGCCAUAAUGAUGGAAUACGAUUGUUUUGAUUUUUUGCCAUUCGGUCUCGACGUUCAGGUUUCAGAUCUGCUUGCCUUUUUGCAUUGCCUCGAUCGAAUACAAGCCAUUGAAGCCUUUAAACAUUUUUUACCUGUUUUUCCCAAGGUAGCUAUUGAUAUCGCCGAGGGCCUUGACUUCUUGCAUUCAAGUGGCGUGGUGCACCGCGACUUAAAACCAGGGAAUGUGUUAGUAAGUAAUAAGCAUUACGCGCGACCAGGGGUCAACAAAGAUCAACUUGAAGAUAUGUUUAACAUUGAACCAGUGGUCUGCAAACUAACGGAUUUUGGUGAAAGUCGCUCACAGUUACUUCAGACAUCAGCAAUAAUUCACGCACAAACAUCCAACAUCGAGCGUGGGACAAAACCGUAUAUGGCACCAGAAAUAGUCUUAGAGAGCCGAAAGUUAGCCACAGCAACCCUGGAUGACAUGAAAGCAAUCGAUGUUUGGGCUCUAGGGAUGAUAUUUUUCAGCGUCUUAAAUCCUGACACCAGUUUUCCGUUUGAAAUUGAAUUGAAAUCAGCCUCUGCCACCACCGCUAAUGAUCCUGCCCGAUUUCAAUCGUUGCUGCAAGAAAAGAUGGAAGGUCAACUGAAACCUAGCAGCUCAACAAAAUAUCAUCGCCUUCAAGCGUCAUUGUGGGUUAGUAUUGAGAAAAUGUUUGAGAUGUGCACUAACUACGAUGCGUCUUUACGUCCGAGUGCCCAAGAAGUUCUUUUCGCAGCUAAAGGCCACUACUACCAAGGGAAAUCCUGGCAAAUAUAUCGUCUCUGAAAGUCAGCCAAUCCACACCUAUGGAAGAAGCCGAUGAGCGAUUAGCAGAAGCACUUGAGCGGUCUAAGUCCAAUGCUGUUAAUGAUUUAGCGGGUAUUGCACCAGCUAACGAUGGUACGAAUGCCUGUACCUUUCUUUGCCUAGUAGCGGCACAGAAAAUCGUCAAUGCUACGCAAGAGGAAGAGAUGAAUGACAACUGGCCAGAACUGGUACCUAGAAUAUUUCAGGAAAUGAUUCUUCACGACCUUGAAAGUUUAAACACUUUCAGAGAAAAGCGGCAUUAUGAUGCUCUGGAAUGCCUCACCGUCCUUAAGAGGAAAGGCCUACUUCCUGAUUCUGUCGAACUUGCUGAGAAAAUUAUAGCAAAGGACGCUGUAUUCUCACCUCAAGGUCGUUUAAAUCUUCUGCAAGGCCUAAAUACAACGGACUGUUCAGAGCAUGAUUUCUGGAUUUACACGUGCCAACCGUACACCCUAUUGCUAGGUCGCUUGAGAGAUGAUUACUUUCUCCUUGAUACUCAUCCCGUUCCUGAUUUUAUGGGUGGAGAUGGAAACGGUCUGUUGGUUGUUUUCUCAGGGAGUGAAAGAAAACAGGAACUUUGUACCUGGCUGUGGAAACGCCUUGCUCUUGCACAAGUUGGUGACGAAGAAGCCCAGUCCCUGUCACAAGUUAUUUUUCCUCGCCUUGGGUAAGUUAGUUGGGUUUAGCCCUUCGUCUAUAUCACAAGUAACUUUUUUGGGCCGUUGCCAUCUUUUUGUGUUUGUUUGCCUACUUUCUCCCGAACUGUUUGGUUCGAUUUUCGUGCUUACAUAUCUUAAAAAAUUGGAUUUUAUUUCCGUUACUUUCAGACUUUCUAGGUUACAGGUAAACCAAGUUUUGCGCCCUUCUGAUGUCAUUCCACUCAGUUUUGCAAAAUUCAAUCCAUCUCCUCUUAAGGUAAACGCUACAGUAUCGCUCGUGAUUCAUUUUCUUGUGGCUUUUCCUUUAUCGAAUAUCACUACCGUUGCAUAUUCCAAUGUCAAAUUCCGUUGUUUUGUCAGAAAAGAAAGUUUCCCGACGCAGACACCGAUUUGCCUAUCAAGAAGAAGGCUCAUGUUUUCUUCUCUGAACCAUCGCGCGGUCAACACGGAAAGACGAGAUCGAGUUGUACAAAGGUAUUAAUUAUUUUUACCUUCAGUUAUAGGGGACAUUUAUCUGUUUCUUUUAAGGAGUGUAUGUAAGCCUGCUAUUCCCUAAGGUUGCAAAGAUAAAAUCCCGAACCUUCGUAAGUUUUGUAUUACAGCAAAUGAUUUCAGGUACGUUCACGACCGCAAUGCACACUGGUUGAAGGUGCCCCUUUAAGGAAGUGUGCUCGGUAACUGCCCUCCAGAAGUUGAUGGUGGGUGACCUUGGUAUUUUUUUAUCCCAGAGUAUUACGAUCAUAAACGUAUGCCGAUGGCACGGCCAUGUUUCAUGUGUUAUUUCAAGAAUAAAGCACGUUUAGGAGAAAGUGAAUCAGUAAAAAAACUCAUUCAAAAUUGUCUUUAUUUGUUAUAGCAUGCCGACGUCACCUCACGAAACCAAGAAAAAUUUUUGUCGGAUUUUUCUUGUGAAAGCGAGAAGCAUUUCUAUCCAAGUGCAUCAACACCUCUUCCAAUGCAAUUACAGCCCAGAGGUUUGUAGCACCUCGUUUUCUUUGUUUACAGGUUCGCUACCUAAUUGUUAACUCAAACCUAGGUUCUGUUGAACAACAGAAACCCAUCGUUGUUAAUUUGUCUUUGAGUAAUUUCCUAUGUAUUUACGUUGCACAGAUUCGAGAAGAGGACGUGCAACGCACUCAAGAUCGCCGCUUAAUUCUUAUAUUUCUAAGGUUGGUAUCCUGUUUUUUCUAAAAGUUAAAAUUGGGUACCAUUUUUUGAAUCUCCCUUGUGGACAUGUGGUCGUUUACUUUUUGACAAUUAAUUCGUCAAUUCGGUAACUCCAGUAGCUUAAUUUUAUUUAAGGCUUUUUGUAUAUUUACAGAGAGAAGAAAAAAGAGUUUCGUCUAUCCCAAUGGUCAUUUUAAGUGAUGGUAGUGGGGAUGAGCAGUCCCCCUCAUUCCAAGAACAAACCGCAGGUUCGUUUCUCCCAAGCCUAUUUAAUAGUAGAGAACAAGAACAGAUUACAAAUAAUUCUAAAGUUGUGGGGAGUUCUGUGUUUAAGAUAAACGUCUUAAUGUUCGUUCUACAAACACAUUCGAGUGACUUACCUGCUGCAUCCUCAGGUCGUCAAGGUUCAGAUGGGGAAGUUGCAAUUGUUUUGCAAAAAGUCAUCACAUUUUUCAGACAAGGUAUGUCUCAAUGCAUGUUAAUCUUAAUCAAUGUUCGAAUGUUCAUUUAUCUGAAUGGACCUUUGUACAAUAAUAAACGUUGCAAAGUUAUGAUUGCAAGCAGCGUUCUGUGUUAUUCCAAGGCCACAUUGUUCCAUAUGAGGAAACCAGUCUAAGCUAGAAUUAAACGUCGGCUUAGGGCUCGUGACGUAAACGCAAGGUGACAAUUUUGUGCUAUAUAGGGGAACUUUUUUCUAAUAAUUUCCACUGCUACAUUUGACACUAUGGAGAAUGCCACUGUUUAGGCUAGCAUGCAUACAUCUUGUAACAGGACCUUGUACCCGUUAUGUGCCUCAAAGCUGCAAUAACGUGAGGAUCGUUAUUUUGUCGUGAAUCAGCUGACACCAUUUGCAUGGAAGCGCACACAAUGUUAUUACCGCAAUAUUUGCAGAUGGACUGCAAGGUUCCCUUUUUAAUUUAAUUAAUUUAAUGUAACUGUUAUUAUAAUUUUUUAUACACAAAGGAGGAUGACAAGACCACGAAGCAAUUGGAAGUUCUUAUCUCUGAUUCUGGUAGUGAAGAUGAACGGAUUUAUCAGGAGGCAGCGGUACCGUCACAUGCCCCCGAGCAUACAGGUUUGUCUAAUUUCUUAGCACAUACACAAGACCGUUUAUUAUGGCUUUUGGCUUUGGGACUUGUUUAUGUAAUCUCCAGUAUGAUUGUAGGAAUACAUUUUGUUCCAGCCUUACUACUUUCCUUUUGUGUUUGCAGAUCCAGAGGUUACACCUCCUACUGUACGAAGCACAAAAUCAACAAAACCCUCCAGUUCCAUGCUAUACGGCCAUGACAAAGAUCUGCCAAUCCUUGAGACUGGUAAGAAGGAACGCUAUACAGUAAGGGAGGCGGCUAAAAGACUGCUCAUGGAACAAGGAGAAAAAAAUGUAGGAAAACUCCUCUUCGAGUGCGAAGGAACCUGUCCUUUCUUGUAGAUGUCAGUAAAUAUAAAUGUUGGCAAGAUGUCAAGAGCGAUAUGAAUGGAGUUUAUUCGGAGACAUUGCGAAUCGCUACCUGGACAGUGGAAGUAGAUAGAAAUGACCAAGUACAAGUAUUGGAGAAGAAGAAGGUAGAAUUAGCCAGUGAUAACGAAUAUCACAUAUAUGUCCAUUCGACGAAGAACAAAGCUGGUCUCUGUCGUUCGAUAUUUCUUCUUUUUGACCGGGACGAGGAAGUUGUUAAUUCUGCGUGUUUGCUUCAAUAUACACUAACAGAUAAAGAUUGCGAAGAGGUUGAUUUUGAGGUUCCUGCCCAUGGCAACAGUAAAAGUGGUAAAAGGCCAUUCUACCCUACCCGAAAGAGUACUAUGGAGGCGAUCAAGGGUGAACUUGCUGCAAGUUCGGCAUCUGUGACGUUGAAGAAAGUUUCAGCCUCUGCAGGUGGUAUCCUAGGGGCUCGUGAACCCGGAGAGUUGCCGAGGUCAAAACAACAGCUUUACGACCUGAAAAACAAGAUGAAAAAAGUAGAUCAAGUCGACGAGCUCUUGCAAUAUGCAAAACAUCGUGAAGACCCAAUCGUGCUUGAGCACCAUGAUUUUCCAGAGGAUCUGUGGGUACUUGCCAAACCACAUAUGAUAGCGGACCUAUCGAGAUUCUGCACUUCCGAGAUACUAAGUCACCCUAUGAGCGUCGACCCCACCUUUAACUUUGGAAAAUUUGAGGUUACGCCGUUCACGUACAAGCACUUGUUCUUGAUAUCCAAGAGAACAGGCAAAGCCCCAGCUUUUGUAGGACCAACAGCAAUCCACUACAGCAAGCAAAAGAGUGUUUACAGCAAGAUUGUCCACGCUGUAGCUUCUAACACACCAAGUCUUGCUGAUAAGGGAAAGGGAUUCAUUACAGACGGAGAAGAAACACUGUACUCAGCCUUAAGAGAGGUUAUGCGCCACGCAACUGGGUUAAGAUGUUUCCGACAUUUUUACCAAAACUGUAAGGACAAGCUUCACAAGCUGGGGAUCCACAAAAAACAAAACCAAAAGUUCUUUCUUGAAGUGGUCUUUGGAAAGGGUGACGACUCAGACGGUAUCCUAGAUGCGAAAGACAAAAAAGAUUUGAAGAACCGCUUGACGGAAGCAAAAGAAUCACUGGACAAAGAAGAAGAGAAGCUAACUGGGGAAAGCUCCUGA
Messenger RNA from Porites lobata, 5438 nucleotides. NCBI's taxonomy places the organism in Eukaryota, Metazoa, Cnidaria, Anthozoa, Scleractinia, Poritidae. The record is from the annotation of a GenBank genome assembly.